AUGGACUUCAGUGGCCACAUGGAUCCACACCACUUGCCAGAUGGAUGGACUUGGGAACGUUUCCAGGUGGUGCAGUUGAAGCCGUAUCUUCAGCCGGGUACCACAGUGGCCCUCCGUUGUCCACAUCACGGCCGGUACCUUCUGAUGUAUCCUGGUGCUCCACAGGCCCUUCUGUUGGAGAAGGAGAACCACACUCAGAGCCACGCUCAGAACGCCACGUUCCCUUUCGGAGGAUUCGGAGGAUUCGGAGGACUCUUUGGCGGAGGUCCAUCUUCUUUCGAUCCCUUCGGAGCAAUAAAGAGGGCUCAAGAGGAACUAGCUCGGAGGCAACAGGAAGAGGCCGAGGAACGUGCCCGUCAAGCCGCGCUCAGAGGCACUAUAGGCCGUAGCGCACCCCACGGCGUUGACAAUUUCCCAGAUUCCUGGACCUACGAGCGCUUCACGGUUAUUGAUGCCGGCAACGGGCAGGUGGCCUUCCAUAACAGCCUCCACAACCGAUACCUGAAGAUGGACGGCCCCCGAAUGCUAGUCAGCUCCCCCAUGGCUCCCGAUGCUUACCCCUCCGGAUGGACUUGGGAACGCUUCUCGGUGAUUCCUGCUGGUGACGGCAACUGGAAGAGGAUGACGACUGACAAGGCGGACGCCAGUAGCCACAUGAACCCGCAGGACUUGCCGGGCGGUUGGACAUGGGAGCGUUUCCAGAUUGUGCCCGUGAGGCCCUACUUGCAGCCCGGCACCGUGGUGGCCCUGCACUGUGGCAUCCACAACCGCUACGUCACGAUGAACGGGGCUGAGCUCCGGCGGAGCGAGGUGAGGAACCUCAACGACUUGCCUUCCAAUUGGGUUUGGGAGCGCUUCACCGUGGUGGACGCCGGAAAUGGCCAGGUCGCGUUCCACAACGCGGCCCACAACCGCUUCAUUCAAAUGAGGGGUGCAACGAUGGGAAGCUCCGAUCCCCAUGGCGUGUCGGAUUUCCAGAGCGGAUGGCAGUGGGAGCGCUUCACGGUGGUGCCCGCCGACCACGGCCAGUUUGUGUUCCACAACACCCAUCACAAUCGCCUGAUUCGCAUGUCCUCCCACAACAUGGACAGCAGCAGCCACAUGGCGAUUCAGGACCUGCCCUCCGGAUGGACCUGGGAACGCUUCCGCGUCGUACCUCUUUCCGAAUCCAGUGAAACAGCCGCCAACAUCCGUGCGACGUUUGACUGA
Molecule: messenger RNA, 1209 nt
Organism: Symbiodinium sp. CCMP2456
Lineage: Eukaryota; Dinophyceae; Suessiales; Symbiodiniaceae
Source: the annotation of a GenBank genome assembly